AUGAGUACUGAUAUUUGUAAACUAAGGUAUCAUCACGGAGGAAAAUUGGUGAGAACCCCAACAGUUCAAUACAUAAAUGGGACUGAAGUUGAGUAUGAUGAAGAUAUUGAUUGCAUUUGUUAUCGGACUAUACUAGGAUCAGUGAAGUCCUUAGGAUACGAUAUAGGGAUGGCAGUGAAAGUAUACUAUGUAGAGGAGGGGAAGUCUUUGGAUGGAGAGUUGAAAUUAAUAUUGGAUGAUAAACGGGUUCUGGAAAUGUCAAAUCAGUUGAGGAAGACUAAAGUUGUAGAUAUCUAUGUCGAGCACUUAGAUGAGAAGGUUCGUGGAACAGUGUUUCCUGGUGCUCUUAGGCAACUAAUAGAAGGUUCCGAACAAUCUGUCAGUCAAGGGAGUGAAACAUGUCAGUUGCCCCCUACACCCUCUACACCUAGAUUUGAUGAUUCAGACACUAAUCUAGAAAGGGAUGAAAAUCAGAAUGAGUGUGAAUCUGGUGAAGAUCUAGCUGUAUUUAAGGAGGUACUUGCUUACAAAAAGGAUGAUAAAGUACCUUUUUCUUUGGGGAAAUAUCUUUCUCUUGAAACCCACAAAACCAGAACAAUGGAGGGAGACUUUGAUGCCGAGUUAAUUUUGAGUGAAGGCAGAGAGGUCGAAGUAUCCUCUGAUGAAGAAGGGUUCAGAGGAGUAUGGUUUACUUGUACCAUUCUGAAAGUCCUAGAGGACAAAACUAAAGACAAGGUCUUGGUUCGGUACAAACACUUGCUCGAAGAUGAUAAUCAAACGCCAUUGACCGAAAGUGUCGAGCUUUCCUUCAUUAGGCCAUUACCCCCAGUGCUCAAAAUCCCUGGUGACGAGUGUUUUGAAAUAAACGAUGUUGUGGAUGCGUUUCACCUUGAUGGGUGGUGGACUGGUUCUAUUUCUGAAGUUAUUGACAACCGGAAGAGGUAUAUUGUGUCUCUUCCAGAUCCACCUGAAGAGAUUGAGUUUUCUUAUUCUAAUUUGAGACCUCACUGGAAAUGGGCUAAUGGAAGAUGGGUUAAACCCUCCAAAUUUCAGGAAGUCCCCUCUUCAGAUUGUCAAAAACUGGAGCUAUCACGCAACGUUGUCAAAGAUGCUGAGGCAAAUAUUCAGCUUGAAAGUUCUGAUGCUGUAAAAAGUAGCAGCAAAAAGCAUGAGCUUUGCCGUGUAACUUCUAAAAAGAAUAAGAUGAGUCCAUCGGUCGCAUCUAGAGAACCAGCAAAGAGUAAGCAAGUAAGGCAGACAACACCUGAAGGUGAUGCUACAUCUUUACAUCCCUCCAAGAAGUUCAAACAUGAGAUGAAUCUGCAGAAGGAACGUGGUAUGAACAUACAUCAGAAAGAAGAUGGUUUGCUGGAAAGCAGACAACCAAAAUCAGUGCUUCGAAUCACCCGAUCUCCUUGUUGAUAUAAACGCUACUGCUGGUGUUCUUGAAGAAAUGGUUCCUGAAGACUACAAAGCCACAGAAGCUGAGUCAUCUGUGAUCUCAGGGUUGGAGCGAGCAGGUUCUCGAACAAUGUCAA
Molecule: messenger RNA, 1538 nt
Organism: Hibiscus syriacus
Lineage: Eukaryota; Viridiplantae; Streptophyta; Magnoliopsida; Malvales; Malvaceae
Product: DUF724 domain-containing protein 6-like
Exons: 5
Coding region: 1-1422 (473 amino acids)
Source: RefSeq, a predicted model, not a curated record